Sus scrofa (pig) is the source of this 3299-nucleotide messenger RNA. The record is from RefSeq and is a predicted model, not a curated record. NCBI's taxonomy places the organism in Eukaryota, Metazoa, Chordata, Mammalia, Artiodactyla, Suidae.
GCCUGGGAACCUCCAUAUUGCCGGGGGUGCGGCCCUAGAAAGACAAAAACAAACCCACAACUCUCCAGAAACAGCUCCAAGAAGGUACAUAAAAUGUACUUAGGAACCACACUGUUUUAAGGGGAAAGUGUCUAACAAUAAAUAGGGCACUAUUGCAGAUAAUUAGGGUAUUGCUGUGAAAAAAAGGCUGGCAUUGAACACGGAUUACAUUUAUCAUCAGCAGAUAGACACCUGAUAAACAGAAUGUAUGCUUGUUAAAUAGUGCACAGGUGCCAACUCAGGCUUGUGUCUUGGUGACUUGGAGGUUUCUGCUCUCUUCCCCACCCUGUCCCAUCCUUGGCUUGUGGAAGGUCCCAGUACAACCUAGGUUCCCAGCGAUCAUAGCUGCUGCAGUGAAAAUGCCUGACCUUUAACCUGGGAACUCCACCCCCCGCCCUUUUUUUUUUGCUCUUUAGGGUCGCACCCGUGGCAUCAAAGUUCCCAGGCUAGGGGUCAAAUUGGAGCUACAGCAUACACCACAGCAACAGCGGCCACUGCAACCUGAGAUCCUAGCAGAGUCUGCAGCCUACACUACAGCUCAUGGCAAGGCCAGAUCCCCAACCCAUUGAGCAAGGCCAAAGAUGGAUCCUGCAUCCUUAUGGAUACUAGUUGGCUUCGUAACCUGCUGAACCAGAACAGGAACUCCCAUAUUUCUUACUUUAAAAGUACAUGUACUUACAAUUGUACUGUUCAGCCAAUAACAAAUAUACUUGCCAGUAACAGCACAAUGGAGGUGGGUGGGAUAAAGCUGUAUUGGGCUAAGGAGAUGACCCCAAAAAGUAACUCGAAUCUAAUAAAUGCCAUACAUAAUAUUAAUAAAUGGCAUAAAUAAUAAAUAUUUUUCCAACCUCAUCGAAUUUUGCACUUGAAAUCAGUGAAUGUCAUUGCACCUUUCUACCUUUGGGGCCACGGCAGCUAAGGGAGACCAGACACUCGCCACGGUCCCCGCGCCUACAGGACGUGGCGGGACUCCCCAACUCCCAAGCCCUGCCCGCGCCGCUUUCCGCGAGCUCGGGGAGCCUCCCGGAGGCCACCCCUCACGUAGACGCUCUAUUCCUCCGCCUGGUGUGAGGGCAGGGAGCCGUCGAAAUUCGACACCGGAAGUUCCCGCCAAGCUGAUGCGGGGCCCCUCCCCUGGGCUAUCAUUGGCUAUGUCCGUUCCUCUGCGCUCAUGGGAAGUGUAGUCUUUGAGCGCCCGCACGGGGUCAGAGGUGACGAGAGCUCUGCGUUGCGGGAGUCUAAGGGGCACCGCGGGUGGGACUUCCGGCGUUGCCCUGCGGUUCCGGUUUGGCCCCCGCUGGCUGUCGGUGCGAGCGUUUUGAGGGCAGCGUUGGCACCAGAGACCAACCCGGCGGAGGGAAGCGCAGCGACCCUCUCAGCACCUUUGCUCGCUCCCUGACCCGGGACAUAAACCCCUCUUUCUGAGACUGGCUGUGCCACCCUGAGAACCUCUUGACUUAGCUCCUAGGCUUUGGGAGUGUUUUCCUUGUCGGCUUUGGGCUCCUGCUGGUACGGAUCUCAGCUGCGUCUGCCGCCAGUUUCCGAUGGCCGAGGAGGCGCAGGGCCGAGUGACUUUUGACGACGUGGCAGUGUAUUUCUCCCGGGAGGAGUGGGGGCUCCUUGAUUCGACCCAGAGGGGCCUGUACCAUGAUGUGAUGCUGGAGAACUUCACGCUCGUCGGCUCGCUGGUGACUGACUCUUCUGUCUCAGGUUGUCUCUGUAGACUGCAGGAUAAGGAAGCCCCUCCCCAGCAGAGGAAGAGCUGCAGAGUCCUCUUACCAGAGAAGCCCGUUCUGUGCAGGGCAUCUGGGAAAGCCAUUUCUGCCACUUUGAGCUUCCUCCAGCCCCAGACCACCCACAGAGAGGGGAAUCCAUGCAGGAGCACCAAGUGCAGGGGGACCUUCCCACCCACCUCCUCUUGCCAGCAACAGCAGGGAGGCCAUGCCACAGAGAAGCCCUUCAAGUGCAGCAGCUGCGGGCAAGCCUUCCUGAAGGCCUUUGCGCUCCUCGACCACCUGAUAACCCACUCUAAAGACAGACCCUUCAGGUGCCCACCAGAUGGAAAUGCUUCCAAGGAGAGCUCAAGCCUGGUUCAUCACCAAAAAAUUCACACUGGAGAAUCAUCCCAUGUGUGUAGUGAGUGUGGGAAGGCCUUCACUUACCCAUCUAAACUGAGGAAACACCAGAAGGUCCACACUGGCAUAAAACCUUUCGAGUGCGGUGAGUGUGGAAAAACCUUCAACCGCAAAGACGCACUUGUUCUGCAUCAGAGAAUUCACACUGGAGAAAGGCCUUAUGAGUGCAGCGAGUGUGGAAAAUCCUUCAGCGUUCUGUCUACCCUCAUUCGGCACCGGAAAGUUCACAUUGGUGAAAGGCCCUAUGAGUGCAGGGAAUGUGGAAAGUUCUUCAAAUACAACCAUAGCUUCAUGCUUCACCAGAGAGUUCACACUGGAGAAAGGCCUUAUGAGUGCAAGCAAUGCGCAAAAACGUAUGUGACCCGCUCUGGCCUGUAUCAGCACUGGAAAGUCCACACUGGCGAACGUCCCUAUGCGUGCAGCCUGUGUGGGAAGACCUUCACUACAAGGUCCUACCGUAAUAGGCACCAGCAGUUCCACACUGAGGAGAGGUCCUAUGAAUGUACCGAAUGUGGGAAAGUCUUCAAACAUAGUUCUACCCUCCUUCAGCACAAGAAAGUCCACAUUGGAGAACGGUCAUAGGACGGGGAUGUGGGAAAGCCUUCAGGCAUGCCUGGCACCUUGUUCGGCAUGGAAGUUCUCACUGUGGAAAGGAGAUUGAGGAGAUGAGCAAUUUGAAAGCUAAACGUGGCACACCUCAACACCCCCCAGGUAUGUGGGAGCUGUCAGGAAGUAGGCUGCACUUUGGCCUGCCCUGGCGGUUGGCAGUAGAGUCAGUGCCAGUUUCUGGGACAGAUGCCAUCCCACUUUGCCUCAGGCAUCCUGGUGUGCUUGGGCAAGUUCACCGCUGUGCUCCCUACAUGAUACAGGAAGGCAUCAUUAGUGGUGGAGCCCAUGAUGGUCUUACUUCUUCCCCUCAACUGGUUUAGGUGUGGACAUGACCUAGUUCUGGCCAAGGGUAGUUGAGCAGUGUUUGCUGGGUGCUUCCAGGGAAGGUUAACCGUUUUCAUGGACACUGUUGACAAUACAUAUGGUAUCUGUCAUGCAUUUAUCCAGCCCUGGAGCUGUCUCAUGCUGCUCUGGCAUGUCUGGUAAUAAAGGCCUUUUUGUUUAAGCCACCCUUAA